AGUUGAAUUUUACCUCAAUUCUUUUUCAACUAGAAAUGAGGUUUUGAGUACCAUAAAAAAACUGGCACCGAAGAUGGGAAGACCCCUCAACACAGCUGCGGCAUUGGACUUUGUCACAAAAAACGUCUUCAUCCCAGCUGCAGGCAGCAGAAGGGAUGCCGGUGCUGCACAAAUCCUGGUGCUCAUCACUGCCGGGAAAUCCAGGAACAAUGUUGGGCCGGCAGCAGAGGCAAUGAGACAGGCUGGUAUUGUGCCAAUUGUUGUUGGAGCCAAGAAUGCAGUCAGAUCAGAGCUACAACAGAUCACUUCCGAUCCAGAUUCUGUUUUCAAAUUAAAUACCUUCCAGGAAUUACCAACCAUUCAACAACAGCUGCUGUCUAAAGCUCAGCCAGUGCAUGUGAUAGAGGAACCAAUAAUAAUUAUCAGUGAAGUUGUACCAAAGGAAAUGAGCGAGAGAGACAUUGUGUUCCUUAUUGAUGGAUCAGACAAUGUGGGAGACGCUAAUUUACCUCAUGUCCGUGAUUUUAUCAUAAGAAUAAUUCAGCAUCUGGCCAUUGGACGUAACAAGGUGCGAGUGGGUCUGGCACAGUACAGCGAUGACACAGAUGCUGAAUUCUACCUAAACACUUACUCAUCAGAAGCUGAACUGCUGUCUCACGUCAGAAGCCUCGGACUGAGAGGUGGGGCAACGGCCAACACUGGCUCUGCGCUGGACUUUGCCAUUAAAUACUAUUUUACUAGUUCUGCGGGAAGUCGAAUAAAGGAGAACAUUCCCCAGUUCUUGCUGCUCAUCACUGGUGGAAGGUCCAGCGAUGAUGUGGAGGAGGCAGCAGAUGCGCUGAAGCGGGCCGCUGUCAUGACCUUCGCUAUCGGUGUUAAGAAUGCAGACCCAGCCCAGUUGGAAGAGAUGGCAAUUGACCCAAGUUUGAUCUUCAAUGUGAAGGAAUUCCACUUUUUGCCAGAUGUCGUGAAUCAACUGAUAACACCACUGACAAUGCUGAGUGUUCCAACAGUAGUUAUUGAAGAACCAACAGCACCUAUUGAAGAACCAACAGCAAGUCCUGAGGAAGAACCUCUCACCACUACAGAAGUUCCCAGGAAGGAGAGAAAAUCCAAUAUGAGAGAUAUUGUGUUCCUUGUUGAUGGUACUCCUGGAAUGGGGAGGUCAUUUCCUCAUGUCCGUGAAUUUCUGAUGAAAAUAGUCCAGGAGUUUGAUGUUGGACCUGACACAGAUCACAUUGCUGUUGUUCAAUAUAGUUCUAAUCCAAAACUUGAAUUUGGCCUCAAUGCUCAUUCAACAAGAGACGAGCUUUUGAAUGCAGUAAAAAAACUGCGAUUUAAAAAGGGAAAACCCCUCAACACGGGUGCAGCACUGGACUUUGUCACAAGGAACAUCUUCAUCCCAGCUGCAGGCAGCAGAAGAGAUGCCAGAGCCGCACAAAUCCUGGUGCUCAUCACUGCCGGGAAAUCCAGCGACAAUGUUGGGCCAGCAGCAGAGGCAAUGAGACAGGCUGGUAUUGUGCUCAUUGCUAUUGGAGCUAAGAAUGCAGACACAUCGGAGCUGCAGCAGAUCACUUCUGAUCCAGAUUCUGUUUUCAACCUGGUAAACUUUGAACAAUUGUCAACUCUCUCUCAACAGCUGCUGUCUAAAGUUCAACCAGUGUUUGUGACUGAGGAACCAAUUCUUCCGACCCAAGAAGUUGUACAAAUGGAAAUGAGCGAGAGAGACAUUGUGUUCCUUAUUGAUGGAUCAGACAAUAUUGGAAAUGCUAAUUUGCCUUAUGUCCGUGAUUUUAUCAUAAGAAUAAUUCAGCAUCUGGCCAUUGGACAUGACAAGGUGCGAGUGGGUCUGGCACAGUACAGCGAUGACACAGAAGAUGAGUUCCACCUGAACACUUACUCAUCAGAAGCUGAACUUCUGUCUCAUGUCAAAAGCCUCAGUCUGAGAGGUGGGGCAACGGCCAACACUGGCUCUGCGCUGGACUUUGCCAUUAAAUACUACUUUACUAGUUCUGCAGGAAGUCGAAUAAAGGAGAACGUUCCCCAGUUUUUACUGCUCAUCACUGGUGGAAGGUCCAGCGAUGAUGUGGAGGAGGCAGCGGAUGCACUGAAGCGAGCCGCUGUCAUGACCUUCGCUAUCGGUGUUAAGAAUGCAGACCCAGCCCAGUUGGAAGAGAUGGCAAUUGACCCAAGUUUGAUCUUCAAUGUGAAGGAAUUCCACUUUUUGCCAGAUGUCGUGAAUCAACUGAUAAUGCCACUGACAAUGCUGAGUGUUCCAACAGUAAUUAUUGAAGAACCAACAGCAGUUAUUGAAGAACCAACAGCAGUUAUUGAAGAACCAACAGCAGUUAUUGAAGAACCAACAGCAGUUAUUGAAGAAACAACAGCAAAACCCGAGGAGGAACCUCUUAUCACUGCAGAAGCCAGGAAGAGCGAUAUUGUGUUCCUAAUUGACGGCUCUCCCGGCAUGGGGAGAUCAUUUCAACAAGUCCGUGAAUUUCUAUUGAGACUAAUCCAGGAGAUUGAUGUUGGACCUGACACAGAUCAAGUUGCUGUGGUACAAUAUAGCUCUAACCCAAGACUUGAAUUUGGCCUCAAUGUUCAUUCAAGAAAAGAUGAAGCUUUGAAUGCAAUACGAAAAUUAAAACUGAAAACAGGAAAACCCCUCAACACGGGUGCAGCACUGGACUUUGUCACAAGGAACGUCUUCGUCCCAGCUGCAGGCAGCAGAAGGGAUGCCGGAGCCGCACAAAUCCUGGUGCUCAUCACUGCCGGGAAAUCCAGUGACGAUGUUGGGCCAGCAGCAGAGGCAAUGAGACAGGCUGGUAUUGUGCCCAUUGCUGUUGGAGCCAACCGUGCAGACACAUCGGAGCUGCAACAGAUCACUUCCGACCCAGACUCCGCUUUAAUCCUGGGAGACUUUAAGGAAUUGCCGACUGUUCAACUACAGCUUUUGUCUAAAGUCGGAGCAGUGUUUGUGAUUGAAGAAUCAAUUCCUCCCACUGAAGUUGUACCACAGGAAGUGGACAGGAGAGACAUUGUGUUCCUUGUUGAUGGCUCUGCUACCACUGGGAAUGUUAACUUUGUUUACAUCCGUAAAUUCAUCAUUCAAUUAAUUGAUAAAUUGGACAUUGGAAGAGACAGAGUGCAAGUAGGUUUGGCACAGUACAGUGAUGGUGUAAAAACAGAAUGCUACCUGAACAGUUACUCAACAAAAACAGAACUUGUGAAUUACUUGAAAGGACUCAAGGUAAAAGGUGGCAGGAUGGCAAACACUGGGGCAGCACUGGACUACGUUCGCGCAAAUCACUUUACCAAAUCCGCAGGAAGUAGGAAAGAAGAAGGUGUCCCUCAAAUACUGGUGCUACUUACUGGUUCAAGGUCUAUGGAUGAUAUCAAAUCACCAACAGAUGCCCUGAGGAAAGCUGCCAUAAUAACCUUUGUCUUUGGAGCCAGGAAAGCAGAUAUAGUACAGCUAAGGGAGAUUGCAAGUGACCCCAAUACGGUACUCACUGUAAAGGAAUUUCAGUCCCUGCUGAAGAUACAGGAGCAGGUGUUGACACGAUUAUCAACACUGCCUACUCCACAACUGACUACCGAGCAGCCUAUUAUUAUCAUUAAACAAGUUCUGCCAAAAGUAGAAGGCAAGAAAGACAUUGUAUUCCUUAUUGAUGCUUCGGAUAAUGUCAGGGACACAGAUUUUCUUCAGCUCCGUGAGUUUCUCACACGGAUAAUAAAGAAUGUUGACAUUGGAAGUGACAGAGUUCAAAUAGGUCUGGUACAGUACAGCAAUUAUGCAGAGACUGAGUUCUAUCUGAACACAUAUUCUUCGGAAGAUGAAAUUAUGUCUCACAUGGAAGGGCUCAGACAGAGGGGUGGGAUGCCACUAAACACCGGGGCAGCUCUGGACUACGUCCUUACAAAUCACUUCACCAGAUCCUCGGGAAGCAGGAAAGACAAAGGAGUUCAUCAGAUACUGGUGCUCAUCAUGGCUGGAAGAUCCAGAGAUUACGUUAAGCAAUCUGCAGAUGCGCUGAAGCGAGCGGCUGUUACAGUCUAUGCUGUGGGAACCAGGGACGUAGACCCAGCACAAGUGAAAGAAACCGCAAGUGAUCCCAGUCUGGGCCUCAAUAUAGAGGACUUCCGCUCUCUGCCCAACAUACAGGAGCAGGUGAUGAUAUCAUUGUCAACGCUGCCUGCUACACGAGAACCCACUCGCCAGCCAACUGUUCCUGUCAGACCAGCAGAAGGAACAAUCAAGAGAGACAUUGUAUUUCUUAUUGAUGCAUCGGAUAAUGUCAGGGACACAGAUUUUGCUUUUGCCCAAGAGUUCCUCACACUGAUAAUAGAGAACCUUGACAUUGGAAGUGACGGAGUUCAAAUAGGUCUGGUACAGUACAGCAAUUAUGCAGAGACUGAGUUCUAUCUGAACACAUAUUCUUCGGAAGAUGAAAUUAUGUCUCACGUGGAAGGGCUCAGACAGAGGGGUGGGAUGCCACUUAAUACCGGGGCAGCUCUGGACUACGUCCUUACAAAUCACUUCACCAGAUCCUCAGGAAGCAGGAAAGACAUAGGAGUUCCUCAGAUACUGGUGCUCAUCAUGGCUGGAAGAUCCAGAGAUUACGUUAAGCAAUCUGCAGAUGCGCUGAAGCGAGCAGCUGUUACAGUCUUUGCUGUAGGAACCAGGGACGUAGACCCAGCACAAGUGAAAGAAACCGCAAGUGAUCCCAGUUUGGGCCUCAAUAUAGAGGACUUCCGCUCUCUGCCCAACAUACAGGAGCAGGUGAUGAUGUCAUUGUCAACGCUGCCUGUUACACGAGAACCCACUCGCCAGCCAACUGUUCCUGUCAGACCAGUUGUACCAGGUGGUGCAAGCAAGAGAGACAUAGUUUUCCUUAUCGAUGGAUCAGAUAACGUUGGGAACACAAAUGCACCUUUUGUCCGUGAUUUUCUCACAAGCAUAAUAGAGAAUCUUGACAUUGGAAGUGACAGAGUUCAGAUAGGUCUGGUGCAGUACAGCAAUUAUGCGGAGACUGAGUUCUAUCUGAACACUUAUUCUUCAGAAGAUGAGAUUAUGUCUCAUGUGGAAGGGCUUCGAUUAAGAGGAACAACAACACUGAACACUGGGGCAGCAUUGGACUAUGUCCUUAGAAAUCACUUUACCAGAUCUUCAGGAAGCAGGAAGGGUGAUGGUGUGCCUCAGUUGUUGGUGCUCAUCACCGCUGGAAGGUCCAGAGAUGACAUCAAACGAUCUGCAGAGGCACUGAAGCAAGCUGCCAUAAUGAUCCUUGCUGUAGGAACUGGGAGCACGGAUCCAGCUCAGCUAAAGGAGAUGGCAAAUGACCCCAGUUUGGUCUUCAGAGUGCAGGAAUUCCAGUCUUUGCCAAAUGUGCAGGAACAAGUGAUGACACCACUGACUACGCUGACUGCCUCUCAAGUAUCUACCGAAAGCCCAACUGUUCCGAGUAAACAAGUUUUGCCUGACGAAGAGAUCAAGAGAGACAUUGUGUUCCUUAUCGAUGGAUCUGACAAUAUUGGAAACACAAAUUUUCCUUUUGUCCGUGAUUUUCUUACAAAUGUAAUUCAAAAUCUCAACAUUGGAAGUGACAGAAUCCAAGUAGGUCUGGUGCAGUACAGCACAUAUGCAGAAACUGAAUUCUAUCUGAACACCUACUUAUCAAAAGCUGAAAUUUUGGCUCACAUAAGAAGAUUGAGACUGAAAGGCGGGACUAGACUUAACACAGGUGCAGCAUUGGACUACGUUUUUAGAUACCACUUUAUCAGCUCUGCUGGAAGUAGGAAGCAAAAAGGCAUUCCUCAGUUUUUGGUUGUCCUUACUAGUGGACGGUCCAGCGAUGAUGUCAAACCAUCUGCAGAUGCAAUGAAGCGAGCCGCUAUAAUGAAUUUUGCAAUCGGAGUCAAGAAUGCUGACUUAAUGCAGCUGAAAGACAUUGCAAUUGAUCCCAGCUUAGUCUUCAGUUCAAGUACGUUCUAUUCUUUGCCAAAUAUAGAAGAAGAGGUGACAACACUGUUAUUGACUCUGCCUGCUCCUCGAGCAAUUCCUGAAGAGCCAACUGCUCCCAUUGAACGAGUUAUACCAGACACAAGCAAAAGAGACAUUGUAUUCCUCAUCGAUGGAUCAAAUAAUGUUGGGAGCACAAAUGUCAUGUUUGUCCGUGAUUUUCUCACUAGUAUCAUAGAAAAUCUUGACAUUGGAAGAAGCAGAGUUCAAGUAGGUUUGGUGCAGUACAGCAAUUAUGCAGAGACUGAGUUCUACUUGAAUACAUAUUCUUCAGAAGAUGAACUUCUGUCUCAUGUGAAAGGACUGAGACUAAGAGGUGGAACCUCUCUCAAUACUGGUGCCGCACUAGACUACGUGCUCCGAUAUCACUUCACCCAAUCUGCAGGAAGUAGGAAAGAGGAAGGAGUUCCUCAGAUAUUAGUGCUGAUCACUGGUGGAAGAUCUGGAGGUUAUGUCAGGCAGCUGGAAGAUGCAUUGAAGCGAGCUGCUGUAUUGACCUUUGUUAUAGCAGCCAAGAACACUGAUCCACUACAGCUACAGGAAAUGUCAAUUGACCCAGGUCUGAUCUUCAAAGUGCAGGAAUUCAGCUCGCUGCCAGAUGUACAGGAACAACUCAUGAUAUCAUUAUCAACGCUGGCUGCUCCAACAGUAGUCCACAAACAGCCAACGGUAAUUACCGAAGGACCCACAGGCACAGUUACUCCAGAUCCAUACACAACAGACGGCAAGAAAGACAUUGUGUUUCUGGUUGACGAAUCCGAUUAUGUUGGGAAUUCAAACCUAGCGCCUAUCCGUGACUUCAUCUCCACAAUAAUUGAGAACCUUGAUAUUGGAAGUGAUAGAGUGCGAGUUGGUCUGGUGCUCUACAGCAACACUGCAGAGACAGAGUUUUAUCUAAACACCUAUUUCAGAAAGGAUGAACUUCUGGAUUUCCUGAGAACACUCAGGUUUAAAGGUGGUACGAGACUCACAACUGGGAAGGCGUUGGACUUUGUCCUCAGAUAUCACUUCAUCAGAUCUGUAGGCAGCAGAAGAGAAGAAGGUAUUCCCCAGUUUUUGGUGCUCAUCACUGGUGGAAGGUCUGGAGAUGAUAUCAAACCAGCUGCAGAUGCAUUGAAGCAGAGCGCUGUAAUAACCCUUACUAUCGGAUCUGAGACUGCAGACCUUGCACAUCUUAAAGAGAUAGCCUUUAAACCCAACCUGGCCUUCAGUGUGAGGGAUUUCUAUUCUUUGCCAGGCAUACAGGAACAGGUGAUGAUGUCACUACAAAGACCACAUGCUCCGGAAAUAAUUACCGAAGAGCCGACAGUGCAUAUUGGAAAACCUGUGGUUGACAGUACCAAAGCUUCUACAGCUAGGAAGAGAGAUAUCGUGUUCCUAAUCGAUACCUCUCCCGGAAUGUGGGCAUCAUUUAUUCAGGUCCGUGAGUUUCUGAUGAAAGUAAUCCAGGAGCUAGAUGUUGGACCUGAUAAAGAUCAAGUUGCUGUGUUACAAUACAAUUCCAACCCAACACUUAAAUUUGGCCUCGAUAGUUAUUCCACAUGCGCACAGCUUUUGAAUGCAAUAAAAAGCCUGCGAUUGAAAAAGGGAAGACUCCUCAAUACGGGUGCAGCACUGGACUUUGUCACAAGGAAUGUCUUCAUCCCAGCUGCGGGCAGCAGAAGAGAUGCCGGAGCCACACAAAUCCUGGUGCUCAUCACUGCCGGGAAAUCCAGGGACAAUGUUGGGCCGGCAGCAGAGGCAGUGAGACAGGCUGGUAUUGUGCUCAUUGCUAUCGGAGCCAAGAAUGCAGACACAUUGGAGCUGCAACAAAUCACUUCUGACCCAGAUUCUGUUUUCAAAUUGAAUGACUUCCAGGAAUUGCCAACUAUUCAACAAUGGCUGCUGUCUAAAGCUCAGCCAGUGCCUGUGAUAGAGGAACCAAUAAUUAUCAGUGAAGUUGUACAAAUGGAAAUGAGCGAGAGAGACGUUGUGUUCCUUAUUGAUGGAUCAGACAAUAUUGGAAAUGCUAAUUUACCUCAUGUCCGUGAUUUUAUCAUAAGAAUAAUUCAGCAUCUGGCCAUUGGACGUAACAAGGUGCGAGUGGGUCUGGCACAGUACGGCGAUGACACAGAAGCUGAGUUCUACUUAAACACUUACUCAUCAGAAGCUGAACUUCUGUCUCAUGUCAAAAGCCUCAGUCUGAGAGGUGGGGCAACGGCCAACACUGGCUCUGCGCUGGACUUUGCCAUUAAAUACUAUUUUACUAGUUCUGCGGGAAGUCGAAUAAAGGAGAAUGUUCCCCAGUUUUUGCUGCUCAUCACUGGUGGAAGGUCCAGCGAUGAUGUGGAUGAGGCAGCAGAUGCGCUGAAGCGAGCCGCUGUCAUGACCUUCGCUAUCGGUGUUAAGAAUGCAGACCCAGCCCAGUUGGAAGAGAUGGCAAUUGAUCCAAGUUUGAUCUUCAACGUGAAGGAAUUCCACUUUUUGCCAGAUGUCCUGAAUCAAUUGAUGAUGCCACUGACAAUGCUGAGUGUUCCAACAGUAAUUGAAGAGCCGACAGAUGUUGAAGAGGAAAUGGUCACAACUUCAGAAGCCAGGAAGAGAGAUAUUGUGUUCCUAAUCGAUGGCUCCUCUGGAAUGGGGAGAUCAUUUCAAAAAGUCCGCGAAUUUCUGAAGAAAGUAAUCCAAGAGCUUGAUAUUGGACCUAACAAAGAUCAAGUUGCUGUGGUACAAUACAGUCUCAACUCAAAACUUGAAUUUGGCCUCAGUGUUCAUUCAACAAAAGAUGAUAUUCUGAAUGCAGUGGUAAAAUUGAAACUGAAAAAGGGAAGAACCCUCAACACGGGUGCAGCCCUGGACUUCGUCACAAAGAACGUCUUCAUCCCAGCGGCAGGCAGUAGAAGGGAUGCUGGAGCCGCACAAAUCCUGGUGCUCAUCACUGCUGGGAAAUCCAGGGACAAUGUUGGGCCAGCAGCGGAGGGAGUGAGACAGGCUGGUAUUGUGCCCAUUGCUAUCGGAGCCAACAGUGCAGACACAUCGGAGCUGCAACAGAUCGUGCAUGAACCCAGCCUUGUUUUGAAAUUGAGCAAUUUCCAAGAAUUGCCAACUAUUGAAAAAGAACUGAUAUCCAAGGUUAAAACCAUAGUUAUUAUUGAGGAUGCAACUGCUGUAAAUACUGAAGUUUUGCCUGAGGAAGUGAACAAGAGAGAUAUUGUAUUCCUUAUUGAUGGCUCAGACAACGUCGGGAGCACCAACUUAUUUCUCGUGCAUGAAUUUAUCAGCAAUAUAAUCGAGAAUCUUGAUAUUGGAAGUGACAGAGUAAGGGUAGGUCUGGCACAGUUCAGUCACAAUACCAAAACGGAGUUCUACCUUAAUACAUACUCAACGAAAGCAGAAAUUCUGAGUCACGUCAAAGGACUCAAACUGAAAGGGGGCCCCACACUUAAUACUGGUGCUGCACUGGACUUUGUUUUAAGGAACCUCUUCACUGAAGAUGCAGGAGGCAGAAAAGAGCACAGAGUUCCCCAGUUUCUUGUGCUGUUCACUGGUGGGAGAUCAGUGGAUGAUAUUAAACCAUAUGCAGAUGCACUCAAGCGAGCUGCCAUAGCAACAUUUGCAGUUGGAGUCGGGAAUGCCAGCCUUGUGCAGCUGAACGAAAUUGCAACCAAUCCCAAUUUGGUCUUCAGUGUAAAGGAAUUCCAAAAUUUGCCAAAUGUACAGGAACGGGUGAUGACACCGUUGUCAACACUGAGUGCUCCCACUGUGACUAUCAGAGAGUCAAGAGUCAUUAAUGAAGAAGCACUAAUUCCUGGAGAAAUAGAAGUUACCAGUGCUGAAGCCAUGAGGCAAGAUAUUGUCUUCCUAAUUGAUGGCACCAUUGGAAUGGGGAAAGCAUUUCCUCUCAUCCGUCAAUUUCUUAUUAGAGUAAUUCAGGAGCUUGACAUUGGACCUGACAAAGAUCAAGUUGCCGUGGUACAGUACAGCUCUGAUGCAAAAACUGAAUUUGCAUUCAAUACGUAUGCAAGCAAGGAUGAAGUUUUGGAUGCGACAACGCAGAUUAGACGUAAAACAGGAAGAGUCCUCAACACUGGCGCUGCACUAGAGUAUGUCACAAGAAAUAUCUUUACCACAUCUGCUGGCAGUAGACAAGAUGCUGGAGCUAAGCAGAUUCUGGUGCUUAUUACUGCUGGGAGGUCCAUGGAUGAUGUUAACUCAGCAGCAGACAUAGUAAAGCAAGCUCAUAUUGUGCCCAUUGCAAUCGGAGCUAAGAAUGUUGAUCCAUCAGAGCUACGGCGGAUUGCAUAUUCCCCUGAUUUUCUCAUUGUAUUAAAAACCUUUCACACUAUACCAACUUUCCAACAACGGUUGAUAUCAAUGCUGAAAUCAAUUUCAGUUUAACCAUUUCAAGAUCAACUCACUGACUACAGAGUGUCCUGCUUCUGAAUUAUUAUAUUACGUCAUUCAAGCUGCUUUUCCUACAUUAAGCUACAAAAACAAUGAAAAAGAAUUGCUUGAAUGAAUCACUUCACGAUGAGAAUAAAAUGAAAACCAGUUAUCUUUGGAAGCCACAAUUUUGACAAGAAUUUCCUGCAUAUCAUAGUGAUCUCAGUUAUCAGUCUUAAACUAUAUCUAUACAUCUGGCUUAUUUUAUAAAAUUAUUUGCAAUUAUAGUCUGGUAAAAGGAACAUGGACACAGUGUAAGGAACUAAGUGAUGUUAUUCAACAGGCACAAUUACAAGCUCAUUGUGAAAUAAAAACAGAAAAUGCUGUAAACAUUCAGCAGGUCAGGCAGCAUCAAUAGAGAGAGAAACAGAGUUAACCCUCAGCAGGUCAGACAAACACUAUAGGACUGAAAUGUUAACAUUUUCCACAGAUGCGGCCUGACCUGCUAAACAUUUUUCUGCUUUUAUUUCAGAUUUCCAGCAUCUGGAGAUUUUUCAAUUUUAAAUUACAUUAUUUGCCCACACCAGAACAUUUUUUUUUAAAAAGAUUAAGAGGAUUAAAAGUAAUCCAAGACAUGAUUGCACACCAAGCAAUCUCAGCUAUGAAUGAUUUUCAGUUUUGCUCCUUACUUUAUUUGGAUCAUGAUAUAUAUACCAAAGCUACUUCUCCUUACAUUCAGUAUUUUCAAAUCCAAUUUUUCUUUGCUGCUACCUGCUCGAUAAAUGAUCAGAAUAGCUUUUCCUGCCCAUUAUCUCUUUCUGGCCAUUGUGCCAGUUCUAACUCCAUUGAAUUGGAAAGCAGCACUCUUAAACUUAUCUGG
Messenger RNA from Pristis pectinata (smalltooth sawfish), 11264 nucleotides. RefSeq names its product collagen alpha-3(VI) chain-like. The record is from RefSeq and is a predicted model, not a curated record. The coding region runs from base 74 to 10399 and encodes 3441 amino acids. The transcript is spliced from 18 exons. NCBI's taxonomy places the organism in Eukaryota, Metazoa, Chordata, Chondrichthyes, Rhinopristiformes, Pristidae.